Molecule: messenger RNA, 1206 nt
Organism: Symbiodinium sp. CCMP2592
Lineage: Eukaryota; Dinophyceae; Suessiales; Symbiodiniaceae
Source: the annotation of a GenBank genome assembly
AUGGACACGGAGCUGUUGACCGCGCUUCUUGACAAGAGGAGUUUUUGCGCUUGCGAUAGAACGAUGGAUUGGCAGCGAUGGAAAAGCUCAGGGCUGCCCGCGCUGCUAGCGCUUCCUUCCAUGCUUUGGCUUGCAGCAUGCUGCAAUGUGCUGCAGGUGCUCUGCUUGAUCCUUUGGGCUGCGGGACUUCGGAAGGAGUACACCCAAGCAAUACGUUUCAUCGUCGAGGUCAUGCACAGGCCUUUCCUGUUCUUGAUGGAGUACUCUGGUAGUAGGGUAUACAUCUAUGGCGAGGGCGACGUCAAGGUGGAUAUCCUGCAGACUUUGGGUUACAAUCAGUCCAUGAUCUUCUCGAACCAUCGCGGAGACCUCGACUGGCUGAUCGGCCUGUUGGUAGAGGACAAUGGUGGCGGACUAGGCUGCUGCAAGGCCAUCGUGAAGCAGGAACUCGUUUUCCUGCCCCUCUUCGGCUUUGCCUGGUGGUCAGCGGACUUCAUUUGCAUCAACAGGAACUGGCAGUCCGACAGGCGAAAGCUAGAUGCUGGUUACCAGCGUCAGCACGAGUACAGACAAUGGGACAUUCCCUACACCCUGACCAUCUUUCCGGAAGGCACUCGGCUAACGCCGGAGAAGCUACGCGACAGCCAGGAGUUUUGCGCGUCCAAGGGCUAUCCGAGGUUGGAAAACAGUUUAUGCCCACGCGCAAAGGGAUUGUGGAGUGCGGUUAACGGGAUGCAGCUGGACUGCGUAUAUGAUAUCACCGUGAUUCAAAACGGGAAUGGAAAGGCCAACAUCCUGACGCUGGCCCAGGGCGUCCCAGCGGAGUUUCAUGUUCAUGUCCAGAAGCUGGAUCCGUCGGGCAUUCCAGUUGAAGAGGACGCUUUCCAGAAGUGGAUUCUGGAACGAUGGUUGAGAAAAGAUGGGCAGCUUGCCAGGUUUGCCAAGGAUGGUCACUUGGGUGCAGACCAAGGACUUGUGGGGCGGCACCUUCUGUCGGUUUCUCCAGCUUGCGGGCAGACUGUAGUCGGUGCAAUUGCGUGGUGGCUGCUGAGCACUGCUUGCUUCCUCUGUUUUUGCGUUUUGUCCGGACGAUAUCGUCUUCUCGCUGGGGUUGGCCUCGGUACUCUCUUGUUUGUGGUGCUGACUGCAGUUGUCGUACAUCAGGUGCACUUCACCCACUCUGCCCAAGGCAAGAAGAGCAAGUGA